AUGUUUCACUGUCGUACAACUAUGACUGAUUUGAAAGCCUUAUUUUUCUCCAACCAGACAAAGUGGGGAUCACGCGGUGCCCAUCCUGGAAGGGUUGGCCACUUCUCUGUUUACGCCACUCUGAGUUGGGCAUGGAAAACAGCACUCUGUUCGGCAAACGAUGGUUCGGCAUACGUAACACAUGUCCCAACCAACGCAGCUUCUGGUGCUGGACACAUUCUUCAAUGGAAGUACCCGUUUGAUGGAGCUAUACUGGAGAGUGUCCAGCGACACUCACAGAGUGAGUGUGGUAAACACAGGGGGAUCAGCUUGACCCCGGUUGUAACGAGACUGUUGGCGUCAAUUAUGCUUCGUCACUUUAAGGUAACUCGCGAGAUACUGACUCGAGAGCAGCAAGCGGGAUUCCGGCCUGGACUGGAUGACUUUGGUCAGUUCGCCCGAAAAUAUCUGCGCCUUCUCCUUCUCUACGAAGAUGAGAUAGAUAUCGUUUUCAUAUUUCCGAUCGACGAAGUACUUGUUUGA
Molecule: messenger RNA, 522 nt
Organism: Opisthorchis viverrini
Lineage: Eukaryota; Metazoa; Platyhelminthes; Trematoda; Opisthorchiida; Opisthorchiidae
Exons: 5
Coding region: 1-522 (173 amino acids)
Source: RefSeq, a predicted model, not a curated record